This is a messenger RNA of Kazachstania africana CBS 2517, 1230 nucleotides long. It is a transcript of the gene SPR28, whose product is annotated as septin SPR28. Gene Ontology annotation, molecular function: GTPase activity; GTP binding; molecular adaptor activity. The transcript has a single exon. Gene Ontology annotation, biological process: division septum assembly; cytoskeleton-dependent cytokinesis; actomyosin contractile ring assembly. NCBI's taxonomy places the organism in Eukaryota, Fungi, Ascomycota, Saccharomycetes, Saccharomycetales, Saccharomycetaceae. Gene Ontology annotation, cellular component: septin complex; microtubule cytoskeleton; cell division site. The coding region runs from base 1 to 1230 and encodes 409 amino acids. The record is from RefSeq and is a predicted model, not a curated record.
AUGCUAAACAGUGAAGAAAUCAGGCGCCGAAAAGUGGCUAAAAAGACAACUCAAUUGAAUCUAUUCUUAUUAGGUCGUUCAGGCGCAGGAAAGACAACUUUUUUACGUAAUUUAGUAAGUAAUAGUAAUAACAUUAAUAACAGCACGACUUCAAAUAAUAUCAAUACUCCUGUCGACAAUGAGUUUUCGACAAAUGAAAAGAACGAAAUUGACCCUUCAUAUACUCAUUUGGAACAACCACUAAAUUUUCAAAUGGAAUCCAUAUAUUUAAGUACUUCUCCCGAUGUUUCACCCAUUUCGUUGAAUAUUACCAAAACUGAUAUAAUGAAUCAAUUGAAUAAUAGCAAUACUCCUAAGAGAAUUAAAGUUUUCAUUCAAGAGAAAUUCGAUUUAUAUCUAGAAAAUGAAAUCAAAAUUCAAAGAAAUGAAAGUUUCAAAUUUGGGUUGAACGACUCCAGAAUUCACGUAUGUUUAUAUUUUGUCGACAAGGAACUUGGUGAACUGGAUAUCGAUAUCCUCAAAGAAAUUCACCAUCUGGUCAAUUUGUUUGUCGUAAUCAAUAAAGCUGACAGAUUCAAUGAUUCAGAAUUAAAAUAUUUAAAAUCGAAGAUCAAACAAGAUUUGGAAAAACACAACAUCAAUAUGUUUAAAUUCAACGAAGAUGAGUAUUCAAAUGAUUUAAUCAAUCCAGGUAAUGAUAAGUCCGCCGAGAACCCCCCUAUUGAAGACCUUUUGCCAUUUUCUAUUAUAUGUGGUGAUAACUGUGAUGAAAAAUCUAACAAACUUGUCCGAAAUUAUGGUUGGGGAGCAGUUGAUAUUGAGGACUAUCGAUAUUCUGAUUUUAUUAUUUUGAAGACUAUCUUAUUAGAGAGUCAUUUACAAGACUUGAAAGAUAUUACGAAUGAAGUACUAUAUGAGGAGUAUCGUACAAGAAAAUUACUGAAAAAACAAUCUGAAAACACGCCAAACCCUGCUAAGAAACUCCCCAUUUCUGAACAAGCUGCAAUUUCUGAUGUUCUGGAUACAUUUAAAGAAAAUAAACCAAAACAUCACUUAAAUGAAACGAACAAUUGUAAUGAAGUCACUGACGAUGAAGUUUUUUAUAGAGAAUUGAAGGAAAAGAACAAAAUAAUUGAAGCAUAUCAGAAGAAGAUAGGUGAUUUAGAAAAAAUGAUACAAAACACUUCACAGGACUCUUCUCCAACGACAAAAGUCAGUAUAUUACAAUAG